AUGGCGCCGGCGCCGGCAAUGGCGAGGAAGGCAGCAGCAGGUGCGGAGGGGGACUUAAAGGAAGCCAGAGCGCUGGCAUGGAGGAGCAACAGCGUCCAGGGAUCGUCGACGACGCCGAGUCCCGCGUGGAGGAGCAACCGCGAACAAAGAGGACGCGGAAGAACAAGGUGACACGGGCACGCGCUGAUCGUUCCGAAUUCUUCCUCGUGCCAAAACCAUAUCCCCGGCUCCACCCAGCGCUCCUCUGGAUCGUCCUCCGUGACGAGACAUACCUCACCUUCCCCCACGGCAAAAUCCACCACUUGGAUCUUGACUAUGAUGACAUUGAAUUCCGUGUCUCCGCGGGCAGCAUGCUCUUCCUGGUGUUCUGCGACCGCAGCUGCUGCUUAAUGAACCCCUCCACCGGGGGGGCUACCCCUCAACAGAUCAGCCUGGACAAAGACGACAUGGACCAAUGUUACCACAGCUUUGACAGGAUAAGCAAGGUGGUGGUGUCUGAUAAGAUUGUCGCUCUCAUUGCCAGGGACAAGGUCAAAAUCUUUGCUCGCGGGCCGCCACAGGGUUUCGGAACAUGCUCGCCCAAGGUGUGGGAGCCCCCUGGUGAAACCCAUGUCGUUGACAUUGCAAUCUUCGAAGAGAAGCUUUACGUCCUCGCUGCAGAAUAUGGUAAUGGCUGUCUUGAACCACUGGAGCUGCAUGCCUUGGAUACCAGCGACGAGCAGGCCGCUGUCAGCUCCGUCCAAUGCGUAAGCGCCGCACCAAGAGAUCGCGUGGAAUCUGACUCGACUGCCGGCUGCCAACUGGGCAUCUUCUUCUACCUGGUGGCAUCCGGCCAUCAGCUGCUGCUGGUGGAACGGCAGGUCGACGUGGAUCACUGGGACCCCUUUUACGUGAGGGCGAUACGGACCCGGUUCGAGGUCUCGGAGGCGGUGGGCCUGAGCGGCAGCGGCCCUGGGCACUGGAGCAAGGUGGAUACACUGAUGGGGCGUGCUCUGUUUGUCAGCCGAGGCUGCUCCGAGUCACUCCCUGCCCAGCCUGGAGCUCGAGAAGACUGCGUCUACGCUAUGACCGAACAGAAUCUGCCUCUUCCGAGAGAGCAGAAGAGGGUCCCUGAGGUGACCUGUUCGACUGUGUCAUGUACAACGUGAGAGACAAUACAGUGGUGCCAUUGCCAUUUGAGACGGCGGCGACGGAGGCAACUCGCGGGGUACGGCAUCCUACCUGGCUUUUCCCAGCCAAUGUUUGAGUUACAUAUGCAUUUGGAAGUGCCAUACUACCAUCUGGGAUUGAUUUGGUACGCCCUGAUGCUUGCGUAUAUCCAGUAGUAUCUAUCCUUAUCGAUAUGUUGUAGUAAUGACUAGUUUACUUGUUCUGACAAUGUGUGUCAAGUUAAACUGACCGGUGUUGCUAGAUUUCCAUUUUGUUGUCUUAGGAGUAGACAUUUAUCAAGACUAUGGUUGAGCUUGUAGCCUUUCUGUCGCAAACUGUGUUCUUGACUGAAUGUACUGAUCUAUGCGGCUACUUGGUAGUAGCAUUGCUUCACUUCUUUGUUUGUGCUA
This is a messenger RNA of Triticum urartu, 1559 nucleotides long. RefSeq lists its product as uncharacterized. Lineage: Eukaryota; Viridiplantae; Streptophyta; Magnoliopsida; Poales; Poaceae. The record is from RefSeq and is a predicted model, not a curated record.